CAGCCGCGGGGCUGAGCGCCAUGGAUCUGCUGCCCCGCAGCCCCGGCGAGUUCGGGUCGGCCCGGUACUGGGAUCGGUUCUUCCGGCAGCGCGGGAAGCGCCCCUUCGAGUGGUACGGGGCCUUCCCGGAGCUCUGUCCCGUCCUGCACAAGUACGUCAGGCCCCGCGAUAAGGUUCUGGUGGUGGGCUGUGGGAACUCAGAGCUGAGCGAGCAGAUGUAUGACAUGGGAAUGUGUGAGGAUAUCAUGAACAUUGACAUCAGUGAUGCAGUGAUCCAUCAGAUGCAAGAGCGGAGCAGGAGCAAGAGGCCAAAGAUGAGCUACCUGGUGAUGGACAUGUUUCAGAUGGACUUCCCUGAUGCCCAGUUCCAGGUGGUCCUAGACAAAGGCACACUGGAUGCCAUCCUGACUGAUGAAGAGGAGGCUACUCUAGCCAAGGUGGACAGGAUGUUCGCUGAGAUUGGUCGGGUCCUGCAGGUGGGAGGGCGCUACCUCUGUGUCUCUUUGGCUCAAGCCCAUGUGUUGAAGAAAGCAGUAGAGUACUUCUUCCAGGAAGGCUGGGUCGUGCGUGUCCAUCAGGUAGCCAGCAGCGGAGACAAGCAGCAGUUUGUCCUGCCCAUCUUUAUCUAUGUCAUGACAAAGUUCAGGAAAAUCCUCGGCUCAGCACCACAGAUCCUGGAGAUCUGCCAGGAGGAGCAGGAGAAGCCGAUGCGGGUGGAGAGCACAGAGCAGCUGGUGGCAGCGGUGAAGGACAGGCAGCAUUAUGCCUUGCUCUGCAGCCAACUGAGCAAAAUGCCCUGUGGGGAGCAGGUUUCCCUGGAUCUGUGUGACAGAGAGAGUGGGAGGCCUCGUUACACACUGCAUGUUGUUGACAGUCCCUCAGUGAAACCUUCCCGGGACAAUCACUUCGCCAUCUUCAUCAUCCCACAGGGCAGAGAAACCGAGUGGCUUUUUGGGAUGGAGGAAGGGCGGAAGCAGCUGGCCAGCAGCGCAGGCUUCAGGCGCCUGGUGACUGUGGCCCUGCACAGGGAGCAGCACUAUGAGGGCAUGGCUGGCAUCCAGGCAGAGCUGUCGGCGAAGGUGAUGGAGCUGGCCCCACCGGGCCUCCCUGCCCGGCAGCAGGUGCCCUUCCUGUCUGCGGGAGGGGACAUUGGGGUGCGGGCAGUGCGGCACUGUGACACCAGCCCCCUGAGCGGGGAGUACGUGGUGGAGGACGUGAAGGGGGAUGGCACCUGCUACUUCCGACGCCUCAUCUUCCUCCACAACAGGAACGUGGUGCAGUCAGAGGCUCGGCUUCUGCCCUCCAUGCCUCCCCAAGGCCAGAAGAAAAGGAGGAAGGACAAGAAGAAACCCAGCCCUGCUGAGCCACCUGCAGCCAUCGACAAGAGCUACCUGUGCUGUGAGCACCACAAGGCCAUGGUUGCUGGGCUCUGCCUGCUGGGGGGCCCCAACCCACUCCCAGGAACCCCUCUGGUGGUGCUGGUGGUGGGCCUUGGCGGGGGCAGCCUGCCUCUCUUCAUCCAUGACUACUUCUCACAGGCCCACGUGGCCGUGGUGGAAAUCGACCCUUCCAUGCUGGAGGUGGCUACACGCUGGUUUGGCUUCUCCCAGGGUGACCGGAUGCAGGUGCAUGUCUCCGAUGGCCUGGACUACGUGGCCAAGCUGGCAGCUGAAGCCCCAGCCCACUAUGAUGCCAUCAUGUUUGAUGUGGACAGCAAAGACCUCAUGGUGGGGAUGAGCUGCCCGCCCCCAGCCUUCGUGGAAAAGCUGUUUCUACAGAAAGUUAAAACCAUUCUCAAGCCAGAAGGAGUCUUCAUGCUCAACUUGGUGUGCCGUGAUGCACGGCUGAAGGAGUCUGUCCUGGCCACCCUCAGGGAAGUCUUCCCACUACUCUAUGCACGCCGCAUUGAAGGAGAGGUCAAUGAGAUCCUGUUCUGCCAGCCCAGCCCCGAGGGCCGUUGGGAUGCUACAGAACUGGGGACACGUGCCCAAGCACUUGAGGGGGCUCUGCGGCAGCCUGGGCGCCCCUGGGACAGCUCAUACAUGCUGGCAGGCAUGCUGCAGGCCAUCAAGAUCCUCUGAGAGUGGCCUUGAUGCUGCUUCAUUAGAGGUGUCCGUUUGUGGGUGCUGUACCUCACAGCAGAGGGGUGCUUAUGGCUGCGACUGCCACCUGAGAGGGACUGGUGGUGGUCUGGAUCUGCCUGAAGGACAGGACUGGUGUGGAGAGGUGCUCCCUGCAGUGUGCUUCCCAGGAAGGAAUCUGGGAGUGUAGGAGGCUCUGCAGCCCCAGGGGUGGCAUUUUGGUGGUGAGGGGAAGAAGAUGAUGUGGAUCUGUCCUCAUUGCUUUUCUGUUGUGGGAAGAACAUCCCUCCAACCAUCCCUCUGCAGCACAGCUCCUUCCUUCUGGUGGAUGCUGCCUCUCACCAUCUCCAGCAUCCCUGGUCGCUGGUCUUUGCAGAGCUCCAGCCCUAUCCCAAGCCUGGUUAUGGGUGCAUGUGGGCUGAGAGCUCUGAAAAUAAAAGUGCUCAGGACUGCUCUGAGGCCCCAGUACUUUGUUAGGUUAUUUCUGGAGCACCUAGUACCCCUGGAAAAAAUACAGUUCUUUGGACAGGCAGCUGCUUCUUGUACUCUGGUGCCCCCUCCCCACUAGCCUAACCUGAGCAGGGUUUCUCCCUGUGCUUUCCCUGCUUCAUCUCUCUAGUUGUGGCCACUAUGAAUGGGGACCUGUAGUCUCCCAGCACCGCAAGUAUUUUCCCCUGCCUCCUGGGCCACCAGGGACCGAGCCCCGGGCCACCGGAUCACCUUGAUCACCUGGUCACCUGGGUCAACCUGAUCACCACAAGACAGCAGGGAAGUGCCUGUUAGGGUAUUCCCAGGGCUCCCCCUCCCUCUCCCAUCAGCCCUGCUGAGGUCCAUAAAAAGGGCAUCCCAAGAGCUCUUACCCCUGAGCUGGUGGGGACCAUGGCCACCAAGCUAGUGCAGGAGAUAGAAUCAUAGAAUCAACCAGGUUGGAAGAGACCUCCAAGAUCAUCCAGUCCAACCUAGCACCCAGCCCUAGCCAGUCAACUAGACCAUGGCACUAAGUGCCUCAUCCAGUCUUUCCUUGAACACCUCCAGGGACGGUGACUCCACCACCUCCCUGGGCAGCCCAUUCCAAUGCCAAUCACUCUCUCUGUGAAGAACUUCUUCCUAACAUCCAGCCUAUACACCCCCUGGCACAACUUGAGACUUGUUCUGUUGCUGGUUACCUGGGAGAAGAGACCAACCCCCACCUGGCUACAACCUCCUUUCUGGUAGCUGUAGACAGCAUUUAGGUCACCCCUGAGCAUCCUCUUUUCCAGGCUAAACAACCCCAGCUCCCUCAGCCCCUCCUCACAGGCUAUGUUCCAGACCUUUCACUAUCUUUGUCACUCUUUUCUGGACACAUUCCAAUACCUCAACAUCUCUCUUGAAUUGAGGGGCCCAGAAUGGGACACAGAUGUGUCUGUAUGUGCCCAGGAAGCACUGUGGCAGCUGUGCCGACAGCAAGCACGUCCCUCUGAUCAGUAGCUGUGCCUAUAUUUUCAUUUUAAUCUGCCAGCAAGUUCUGCUUUGGAAACUGCUCUGUUCAGAUUCCUUUUCUCAUGCUCCUUGCCUUAUUCCCCUUCCCAUAGAGCCACAAAUCAGUGCUCUCCUUUCUCCCUGAGCUGGCCCUCUUCUACACAAAGGCAGCAGAUGCCUGUUUUAAAUGAGUGGUUUUGGUGGUUUACAGGCACUGGAGGGGAGGGCUGGCUCACUCCCUGCCUCAGACAAAGGAUGGCAGCGCGGGCACAUGCCCUCUGUAUGUUGCUCGCCACCUAGUACUGAGGGCAGCACGUGGUUGCUGGUCAGCUGGAGAGACAAGGCUCCAGCUGGGUGGAAGUCUGCCUGCCCUGUGCAGUAGCUUCUAAAGCUCCUUUGUGAUGAGCAUUUUUUUGAAAGGUAUCUAUUAUCCAUCCCACUUAGUGAUGGCAAAUUUCUCAACUGCAUCAGCAGGGCUGCAUUUAGUCUAUUUUUAACUUGGUUUUCAGUUCUCAAUUCCAAUGGCGCAGGUUUGUGUGUGUGCCCUUUAUUUGACCAAAACCAUCUCCUUUCUUCCCCAGGAGCUUGUACAAAGGCUGUGUUCAUGCCUCCCUUGUCCAGCCAUGCCUUUCUGUUGUGCUUCCUAACGCCACAUCCUGGUGGGAAAACAAAAGCCAUCUAUUAGAAAUAAUGUAAGGAUGAAAUCUCCCUUCACUGCAGCUGUCCUUGCAGCUACUGGCAUCCCUGCAAGUUUGGUCCGGAAAUACGUUUCAGCUAAAAACAUGGUAAAUUCAUGAGUGCUGCAAACACCUGAAAUCCUCUUCUACAGGUAAAAUGCUCUGAGGCUAGAACAAUUGCUGUGUAGUAAAUAUUUCUCUUCUGGCAGCCAAAAUGUGCAGUUUAUGUUUGACAACUGUGUUUCUGUUGAGUGCUUUGGCAAUAUACUCAUGUUUACAUCCUUUACUCCUCACUUCCUGCCUUUGCAGUGUAGGCAUGCUGGAAGUGGCAGGGUAAAAACAAGCACUGCUGUCACUUAGCAACCUCUGCUGGCUUCGAGAUGUUGACUUUUUUUUUUCCUUUUCUGAAUUUAUCAGCACAAAAAGAGAUGUCUGUGUAACUCAUCUCAUGGUUCAGGUGUGAGGCUGUAGCCAGUUGGGGAUGCUUUGGUCUGGUCCAACAUGAAUCCUUUUCAGAGCAUUCCAUCUGCGUCCUGCUGUUGCUCCAGUAAGUGAGAGACAGGUAGUUGAUGUUUUGGCCCUGAGUUUUGUGAUCUUAAGUGGAGGGAUGCAGCUGGUCAUGCCCAGCCAUGGAGACUCUUUGACCUAAGGCGACUCUGUGGCCAAGCAGGUGGCAGGACAGUGCUGCAGUGGGGGGCUGCAUAUGCACCCUGUAUUGUAUAACCUCCUUGGGCGUCACAGUCCAGAUCUCUGCUAAGUAGGACUGGAAUUGGCUGGGCUCACAAAAAGAGGAUGGAGGUGAAUGAGGGACAUGCUGUCACCAGCCAAAGGUACAUCAAGCAGCUGGGAGCUAUUUUGAAGUUAUAAAAGCUGCAGAAACUGAGUGCUGAGGCUGAUUCCCUUCAGUUGGGAAAUGCUCUGUCAGGUUGAGCCUGGCCCUGCUGGCUGAGGUUUAUGCUGCCACCUUGGUAUGGCAGGGUCCUAGCAUGGCAAGGGCUGCAACAGCCACAUCUUGGAGGGUGGAUGUGUCUGGGAAGUGUUUUGUCCAUUAAUUUUUCUGUCAGGGAAGCACACGGUUUGCCUUGUGAUUGAGGAAGCAGGAAUACUGCCAGGCUGCAGGGAAGGAAGUAUGGCUCUUUCCUGGGGUGCUCAUGGCCACAAUGAAACAUCUCUGUGGGCUGCAGUGCAGCACGGUGGUCUUUUUCUGCCCUGCAACUGAAUGCAUUGAAUAAAAGGAUGCAGCUAGAGAUCACAGGGCAGGAAAGAGGCCACCGUGCUGGACAAGAUAGAGAGCUGUGUCACUGUUUUGCAAUCUGUGAGUCAGCAGUGCCACAUUCUUCAGGGAAGAGGCAGAAAGUGCCUCCUCUUUACAGGGGAAAGUGCUGCAGCCACUACUAAUCACUGCCCUGCAGCCAUUCUGGCUUUCUUUCCCUGGCUUUAAUUCUGUAUUUCGCAGCUCCAAGAUCUGAGUUGUCCUCUUGGCAGUUACACAGACAUAAUGCUGACCAGCACCUUCACGCCAGCAUCACGGAGCCAGGUGCUGCUGAGAAACUGGGAGCUCCCCUGUGUACAGGGCUCAUCGCCCACACCUCCUGCUGCUUUGUGCUGAUCAGCUGCCUGAAAAGCUCUGCAGGAUUCCGGGUUUGUAUCUGAAGCAAGAAGGAGGUGAGAGAAGUCCCUGGAGGGAAGAAGCUCAUAUAUGAAGGAGCCUGCCUCUUCAAAAUGUGUUCAGCAGGGAGAACACAGCCUCGUCUGUGCUCUGCUCUCCUGGGGUCCUGCCUGCUCUCCUGGCAGGGCAGUAUGCCUAGCGUUUCGCUACAGGCAUCUGCAAAUCUCUCUGGUAGUUUACAUAUAACCCAUUUUUCAUGAAGGGAAUAGCACUGGUAUGUGUUUAUAAAGCAGCCUGGGGACCUGCUCCAAAUGUCCUCAGUUUUAACAUCACACUGCCCAAUUAGGAAGAAGUGUCUGUGAAUAAGCUUGUGCGAUCAGAUGCUACAGCUGCACCCUGAAGCCAGAUUUGUUUUGCCAUAUCUUUUUCUGGAAGUCAGAGAAGGAUGAACUUGCUGUUCAUAGGCUUUAUCUGAAAUUCACUGGAGGCUUUGGCAGGGCUGAGGACCUCAGGCAUGCUGUGCUGGAGCUGGUGACAUCUGGAAGUAAGUAGAGCUGUGCUGACGGAGAGAGCAAUGCCAGUGGGGCCAGUGUGCCACCUUGAGGAGCAGGGCACCCUUCCUGCUCUGCAGGGGAGAGGUGGUUGGCAAAGGUCUUCUCUUCCUGCUGAGCCUGUCAUGUGCGAAAAGUAAAUGAUAAAUACCAUGAGACACAACUGAGUGCAGGGUAAAAACAGAACAUGUUUAGCUAGCUAGCUAGCCAGUGAGCAAUGAAACUCUGCUCCUGAAGAUCAUGCCUCAUGCUUCCCAGGAAAAUUGUUUCCUGCAUGACUCUGACACUGAUCUGGAUUUUUCUUUUCAGGGUUAUUCACUGCAAGAAGCUUUGCAACAGCCUCUGCCAGUACUGGCCCAGUUUCCUUUAAUUUGGCCACUCUGGAUCUUGACAAAUUCAGAAAGCCAGGCUGGGCUCUGCAUGGGGGUUUGGAACAAGCUGUCUGGAGAAGUUAGAGAAAGCAGAGACCUGAAGAUACAUUUGGGUGCCUUUCCUCUCUUCACUGCUCUCUUGGAGCUGCUGGAAAAACAAGCCUCCUCAAGCAAGCAUAACGAAAAUGUUCAUGCUUUUAACGGGAGGUGGGAAAUCUAUACUUGGCUGCUCAUAGCUUUCUUCUGUGAGGGAGAGUGGAUUUUUGCAAGUAAUGGAGUCACAGGGUGAGUGUGGUCACUUCAUGGCUCUAACUCAGCUUCAACAGACCAAAAGGCAGUUUGAAAACUUCCCAGACUGAGUGGAAUAAAAAACUUUUCCUAGUCAUAAA
Pogoniulus pusillus (Red-fronted tinkerbird) is the source of this 7136-nucleotide messenger RNA. RefSeq names its product methyltransferase 13, eEF1A N-terminus and K55 (gene METTL13). Lineage: Eukaryota; Metazoa; Chordata; Aves; Piciformes; Lybiidae. The record is from RefSeq and is a predicted model, not a curated record. The transcript is spliced from 8 exons. The coding region runs from base 21 to 2081 and encodes 686 amino acids.